This is a messenger RNA of Racocetra persica, 127 nucleotides long. The record is from the annotation of a GenBank genome assembly. Lineage: Eukaryota; Fungi; Glomeromycota; Glomeromycetes; Diversisporales; Gigasporaceae.
AAUCCAAACCAAGUUGUUGGCGAUUGAGGAACGUCAAGACAUAAAUGGUAAUCCUUACUUAUUGUUGCGAACCGAAAGGGGUGACAGUCUGUAUUGCUUUCCUAAUCAAGUUCCCACCGAGAAAUGA